GUUCCACGUGUUUCGCGAGGUUAGCCCAUUGCUUAUUGCCCGCUUCAAAGUCUUCAAAGUCUCUCUCCUGUAUCUGGACCCGCUUCUAUUGAUUGCUUGAUGAGGAUAUGAUAAGUCCUGUGAUUAAAUCGCAAAUAAUCAAUCACUGCAAAACAAGUAUCGUUCUAAAUCUGCAAAUCUAAGAGUCCACUGUACGGAAUCUCGUAAUUCUCCAAGAUGUUGGAUUUUAGUAAAAUGAACCGUGGAGAGAUUAUCUUAUUAGGAUGUGGAUGUUGUGUAUUGCUCACAAUACAUUUCACGAUACAACUUCUAUCACAGCAUCUGUUUUACUGGAAAACCCCUAAGGAGCAGAAGGCUAUUAUUGUCAUUAUCCUCAUGGCUCCCAUAUAUGCUGCUGUGUCUUUUGCGGGUCUGAUGGAUUUUCGUGGCAGCAAGGCAUUUUUCAUGUCUUUAGAAUCGAUCAAGGAAUGUUACGAGGCUUUGGUUAUUGCUAAGUUUAUGGCAUUGAUGUAUAGUUACUUGAAUAUAUCUAUGAGCAAAAGUAUUGUGCCCGAUGAAAUAAAAGGAAGAGAAUUCCACCAUUCAUUUCCAAUGACAUUAUUUCAGCCUCACACUGUACGCCUGGAUCACCAUACACUGAAGCUUCUGAAGCAGUGGACAUGGCAGUUUGUCAUGAUUCGCCCAGUAUGCUCCCUCUUAAUGAUAGCAUUACAACUUGUCGGGUGGUACACCAACACUAUCAGCUGGAUUUUUACCAUCAUCCUCAACGUUUCAGUAUCACUGGCUCUAUAUUCUUUGGUGGCCUUUUACCAUGUCUUUGCUAAGGAACUUGAACCACACAAGCCGCUGGUUAAGUUCUUGUGUGUUAAAGGCAUCGUCUUCUUUUGCUUUUGGCAGGGUAUUGUGCUUGAGAUGUUGGUUGCGGCGGGGAUUAUUCGAUCUCGUCGUGCCUGGUUGGAUGUUGAACAUAUCGAGGAAGGAAUCCAGAAUGUGUUGGUGUGCUUAGAGAUGGUUGUGUUUUCCGUUCUUCAACAGUAUGCCUACAACGUCCAACCUUACAGUGGAGAUGUUGGUAAAUGGAAAGUGAAGAAGAAUGACUAAUGAGAAUAACCAACAUAUAUGCAGAUGAAUUGUGGUUGUAUGACCUGUAUUUUGAGUUUUGAAGUGAGAUACAUAUUGCUGAUCAUAUGAUAUACUUUGUAUAACCUGUUGUUAAGUAAUAUGAAUGAAUGGGUAAAUUAGUUUAGUUAUCUUAUGAACUACUACGUAUGUAUUAGACCAAUAAAGAUGCCUUAACAGAUGUUAAAAGGCAGGAAAUUAGUGAAUGUUGUCAGGUACUGCUGCAAUUUUUUUACAGGCCAGAGGCUUAGUAAUUUUGAAUUAUGUGCUAGAGAUUUAUAAAA
Molecule: messenger RNA, 1403 nt
Organism: Spinacia oleracea (spinach)
Lineage: Eukaryota; Viridiplantae; Streptophyta; Magnoliopsida; Caryophyllales; Amaranthaceae
Exons: 5
Coding region: 217-1101 (294 amino acids)
Source: RefSeq, a predicted model, not a curated record